AUGUUGAAAAUACGUGAACUUCAAAAGAAAAGACAAGAGGAAGAAGCAGCUGCCGCAGCAGCAAAUUCAAAAUCACCCACCCCAUUCUCAUCAACGGCAUCUUCUACAAACAACAACGCGUCAUCAUCAUCAAAAGUUAGCGCCGCUCAACUUCGUGUGCAAAAAGAUAUCACUGAAUUAGAUUUACCAAAAAGUAUCAAACUUACAUUCCCCAAUACGGCUGAUUUUUUUAAUUUUGAUCUACAAAUCAUACCUCAAGACGGUUAUUACAAAAAUGGGAAAUUCAAAUUCAAGAUUGAAAUUGGUCAAAACUUUCCCAUUGAACCACCGAAAAUCAAAUGUCUAAACAAGAUUUACCAUCCAAAUAUAGAUCUUGAUGGGAAUAUAUGUUUGAAUAUAUUGAGAGAAGACUGGUCUCCGGUUUUAAGCUUGAAUUCGGUAUUGAUUGGGUUGAAUUUCUUAUUUUUAGAACCGAAUCCCAAUGAUCCAUUGAAUAAAGAAGCUGCUAAUAUGUUGGUUAAAGAUAAGAAUCAGUUUGAAAGAAACAUUACUACGUCAAUGAGAGGGGGAUACAUUUCACUGGUGCAUUAUGAUCGUGUUAUAUAG
This is a messenger RNA of Lodderomyces orthopsilosis Co 90-125, 606 nucleotides long. Its product is annotated as NEDD8-conjugating protein. The record is from RefSeq and is a predicted model, not a curated record. Gene Ontology annotation, cellular component: nucleus. The transcript has a single exon. Gene Ontology annotation, biological process: protein neddylation. Gene Ontology annotation, molecular function: NEDD8 transferase activity. The coding region runs from base 1 to 606 and encodes 201 amino acids. NCBI's taxonomy places the organism in Eukaryota, Fungi, Ascomycota, Pichiomycetes, Serinales, Debaryomycetaceae.